Maniola jurtina (meadow brown) is the source of this 1626-nucleotide messenger RNA. RefSeq names its product transcriptional repressor protein YY1-like (gene PHO). The transcript is spliced from 12 exons. Gene Ontology annotation, cellular component: transcription regulator complex; PcG protein complex. Gene Ontology annotation, biological process: regulation of transcription by RNA polymerase II. Gene Ontology annotation, molecular function: RNA polymerase II cis-regulatory region sequence-specific DNA binding; DNA-binding transcription factor activity, RNA polymerase II-specific. The record is from RefSeq and is a predicted model, not a curated record. Bases 330 to 1505 code for a protein of 391 amino acids. NCBI's taxonomy places the organism in Eukaryota, Metazoa, Arthropoda, Insecta, Lepidoptera, Nymphalidae.
GGGUGUUGCUGCUUUUUAGUUUUUCUUUUGACGCAGUUUCGGCAAUGGGAGCGGGCGUCCAUUUUGCGUCGCCAUAUUGAAAUUUGUCGGACAUCUUUGGACGCCAUGUUUAGUCGGACAUAUUUUAUAAACAUUUUCGCGUAAAUUUCAAAUAUUUUUGAACACUAAAUAUUGAACUUUUUUUCACUGAAGUGUGUGCCAUUGUUUGCAGUGAAAAUAGCUGGGAAAAAAUUCGUGCCUACGCAAGAAUCCAUAUUUGACUCCAGGGGGCCGUGCAGCUUUUGUUAUAAUCUAAAUAAAGAUAGGCUCAGGCCUCGAGUUAGGUGAAGAUGAUGAAUCAAGAGAUAAUGUGUGAGGUGGAGAUAGGCUCGCAUGGUGGUAUGGCAGAAAUAGAUGGAGAUGACCAAGUUGGAGUUAAGUAUGAGGAAAUAGAGACAGUGCAGUAUGAAGAGUAUAUAACUGAUGACCAGUACGAGGAAGUGGAGGAGCAAGUGAUUGGUAUGCAGCAUUUGGAGGAAGACUUCACGAUUUCAGUGGGCAGCGAGGAGGUGAUCCUGCCGGGCAUGCCGGGCGACGACCCGCUGCACCCGCCCUACGACCCCGUCUACCAAAUGCCACCAUCCACCAGCAGAAGAGGUCGCGGCAGACCUCGCUUGAACGUCGGUCACACUAACAAUAUACAACACCUUAUGCCUAUUGGAGAAGUCCCCAUGGGCCUUAUGGAAGGCAAUACAGGUCGCGCCGCGCGCAAGUGGGAACAGAAACAGGUCCAGAUCAAAACCAUGGAAGGAGAAUUUUCUGUUACUAUGUGGGCCACAGGAGAGGAUGAUGAUGAUGGAUCAAAUCCAGAACCCGAUCCUGACUAUACAGAAUACAUGACGGGAAAGAAGAAUGUAUUGGGAAAUGACACUAUGGUCUCUAUGCCAGGUUUAGAUCUUUCGGAUCCAAAGCAGUUAGCAGAGUUUGCUCGUCCAGGACACAAAAUUAGGCUAAAGAAACCUUCCCCAGAAUCCUCAGAUAGAACGAUAGCAUGUCCACACAAAGGCUGUACCAAAAUGUUCCGAGACAACUCAGCGAUGAGGAAACACCUUCACACACACGGACCAAGAGUGCAUGUGUGUGCUGAAUGUGGUAAAGCAUUUGUAGAAAGUUCAAAGUUAAAACGGCAUCAGUUGGUUCACACGGGGGAGAAACCAUUCCAGUGCACGUUCGAAGGUUGUGGAAAACGGUUCUCACUGGACUUCAAUCUCAGAACGCAUGUGCGGAUCCACACGGGCGACCGGCCGUACGUGUGUCCGUUCGACGGCUGCAACAAGAAGUUCGCGCAGAGCACCAACCUCAAGUCGCACAUACUCACACACGCCAAAGCCAAAUCAAGAAACUCGCUCUCAAGGAGUACCGGUACCAAUUACGAGUCAGCAAGAACGCACACACCCCAGUACGUCCAGUUGGAGGUGUCACCCGACGACUCCAACCCACAGCUAAUCUUCUACACCCACGAGUGAAACAUGCGUGCGUUGCGCGCGCAUCGCAGACAUGGUUAAACAUGUGACAGUGAAUAAGUGAAAGUGACUUGUACAGUGAAAUAAGUGAAGUGACCGACUUAAAGUGAUGGUGUUUUAAAAU